GGAGAGAAGUUGAUAGCGGCGACGGGAGGCGAGGGAUUUCAUGGUGAGUAAGGGAGAGGGGACGGCAAGGACACGAGGGAGGUGGGAGGGAUGAUCUAAACAACAUUUUUCAUUAGAUUUGAGUGAGUAAUGAAAAUAGGACGAUGAUCCAAACUGCUUGAUAGUGUGUUAAGUAUGAAUGCAACUUAUUUGGUGGAUUUAGUGGAGAUUAUGAGUGUGGGAUAAUUUAGUUGAGUCGUUUUUGCAAAGUUUAAACAAGUGAAUUAUACAGUGGUAUAGAGUAUAGAUAAGCGGCACUCAAAUGCAAGCAGGUCCACCUCCAAGCAUACAAAAUAUUACACACAAAAUUCGCAGGCAAAACGUACCGCAAAAUAUUCCAACAUAAAGGGCUAGUUUGGGAAAGAUUUUCAUUUAAAAAAAUCACUUUAUUUUCUCUUAGAAAAAUAGAAAUCUCUUAAAAAUGAAUUCCCAAACUAUCCAAAAAGAAUUGUUUUCCCAACUAGGAGAAGAUUAGACUAUGGAUUAACAAAGCACAUGUUGAGCUGGCAAUGCUAAGCGUGAAAGCACGAGGCAGCACGAACAGGUCUUCAGAAGCUAGUUCAACAUUUCCAAAGUCUUCGUUCCCCUAUAUCUGUCAGUCGUGUUGCUCUCCGCCCCUGGAAUCAUUUCACCGCCUUCUCCAUCCCAUUCUAGCUCCUCUCUCGAAGGCCUUGGCACCUCGUAACAGGGAGUUAUACUUGGACUUGAAGAAUAAUGGCUGGUAAUAAUGGUGGGAAUAUCCCCAAAUUUGGUGAGUGGAAGACCACUGACGGAGGCUCCCCUUAUACCAUGUACUUCGACAAUGCCAGGAAACGAAGGAACAACAGUGGCAUAACAGUUGCCCCUGAGGCAUCUCCAGUUCGCACGAACACUGUCCCAGGUGGCAAGGACGGUGUCAAGCCACUGAACCAACAGGACGGUGCCAACCGCUCACGAAACCAAGCCAAAGCUGCACAAGGUAGCUCAGUGCCAACAUGGGGCCAGUGGAACGAAAGCAACAGCGGGGCAGGCGCACACCAGUAUACGCUUUUCUUCGACCAGCUAAGGGAGGAAAGGAAGAGCGCUCCUCCAACGCCUAGCGUCGAGCAACUACAAAAACCUCAUCAGACUCGACCCACUCAUCGUGAUCUCUAUGACCAUGUACCCAAGGGAUCUAAAUGCUGUGGGUUGUUUUGAGAGAAUAGCCAGCCCGCCCCAAUACAACGCAAAUGUGAUGUGUAAAUGGCAUAGUUGAAUCUCACAUUCUCCAAAUACUUCAAUAUUUGAUCAAGGCCUUAACAGGUUGUCAAGAUGGUAUACAUGGAUCUUGAGACUUUCAACGACCUUAGUAAAAUUUUGAAAGUGGUGAUAAUGAAUGUGUAUUCGCAUGUGCCAAAGAACUGUUUCCGUGGACAAUGAGUAGUUUCAUCAAUCUAUAUCAGCUUGCUAGAAAUUUACAUUUGAUGUAAGCUUUUAUAAUGAUGAAUGUGUCAAGUGAUAAAUGAUGUUGUAUAUACAAUUCCCUUGUUAUGUUUCCUCUCUUAUCAACUUUGUUUUUGCAAACACGUUAAUAUUUUUCUAUCA
Molecule: messenger RNA, 1602 nt
Organism: Zea mays
Lineage: Eukaryota; Viridiplantae; Streptophyta; Magnoliopsida; Poales; Poaceae
Exons: 4
Coding region: 754-1215 (153 amino acids)
Cellular component (GO): plasma membrane
Source: RefSeq, a predicted model, not a curated record